Messenger RNA from Triticum dicoccoides, 970 nucleotides. RefSeq names its product wall-associated receptor kinase-like 3. Bases 23 to 874 code for a protein of 283 amino acids. Gene Ontology annotation, cellular component: plasma membrane. Gene Ontology annotation, molecular function: ATP binding; protein serine/threonine kinase activity. The transcript has a single exon. Lineage: Eukaryota; Viridiplantae; Streptophyta; Magnoliopsida; Poales; Poaceae. Gene Ontology annotation, biological process: protein phosphorylation; cell surface receptor signaling pathway. The record is from RefSeq and is a predicted model, not a curated record.
UGUCUUCAUAUGCUGCUUGCACAUGGAUUACCAAGGAAACAAUCUUAGUGAUUUCUUUCAAGCUAAUGGGCAUUUGGUACUUAAAAGAGUGGACAACAACUAUAAACUGCGGUCCUUCACAGAAAAGGAGAUAGAGCACAUUACAGACAGAUAUAGCACUUCGCUUGGUAGUGGCUCGUUCGGUGAUGUCUACAAAGGAAGAUUAGACGAUCAACGUCCAGUCGCAGUAAAGAGGUACAAAAAUGGAACCAAGAAAGAGGAGUUCGCCAAGGAGGUGAUAGUGCAUUCCCAGAUAAACCACAAGAAUGUUGUCAGAUUGUUAGGCUGCUGCACGGAGGAAAAUGCCCUUAUGAUUGUUAUGGAGUUUGUCUGUAAUGGAAACCUCUACAACAUCCUUCACUGUAGCAAUGCUGAUGGUCCUAUACUCUUCCCUUUGGACAAACGUUUGGACAUCGCUAUUGAAUCAGCUGAAGCACUAUCAUGCAUGCAUUCAAUGUACAGUCCUGUCCUUCAUGGUGAUAUUAAACCUGCCAAUAUACUGUUAGAUGAAAAGUACUUGCCAAAGCUAUCUGAUUUCGGAAUAGCAAGGCUGCUUUCUACUGAUGAGGCCCAGCGUACCAAAACUGUUACUGGUUGCAUAGGUUAUGUAGACCCUUUGUUUUGUCAGAGUGGGAUUCUAACUACAAAGAGUGAUGUAUACAGUUUUGGAGUUGUUCUAUUGGAAAUGAUUACCCGAAAGAAAGCGACGGACGGGACUACUAGUCUUACUCAAUGUUUCGCCGAGGCAGUGGGAAGUGGGAAGAAGGUGAGACAACUGUUUGAUGUGGAAAUUACCUAUGACAAGAAGAAGAUGAAAUUGAUCGAAAAAUUGUGAAGCUAGCAGUUACAUGCUUGAGACUGGAUGAUAAAAUGCGUCCGACAAUGGUUGAGGUAGCAGAUAGACUUAGGAGGAUUAGAAAAGCUCUCCCGA